Molecule: messenger RNA, 7604 nt
Organism: Cucurbita pepo subsp. pepo (vegetable marrow)
Lineage: Eukaryota; Viridiplantae; Streptophyta; Magnoliopsida; Cucurbitales; Cucurbitaceae
Source: RefSeq, a predicted model, not a curated record
UGAAAUCCUUGCAAUGGCGGAAUCAAUUCUAUUCGAUGUUGCGACAUCCCUUAUUACCAAAUUGGGCUCUCUUGCUAUCAAAGAGUGUCAAUUGUUUUGUGGCGUCCAGGAUGAGCUCCACAAACUCACACAGACCAUUUCAGACAUGAAAGCAGUCCUUCUUGAUGCAGAGGAGAAACAGUUCUUGAACGAUGAAGUGAAGAAUUGGAUUUCAAAGGUCAAAGAGGCUUUCUACGAUGCUGAAGACUUGAUUGACGAGUUCGCUUAUGAAACCUUGAGGCGGCAAGUUAUCGCCAACGAUAAAAGAGGGGCAAAAGAGGUACGUCAAUUUUUCUCUCUGCCUCAUCGGAUUGCAUUCCGAUUUCAAAUGAGUCACAAAAUUAAAGACAUUAGAGACAACCUGAAAGCUAUUGAUGCUGAUAAAAAUCAAUUUAAUUUCUCUGAGCGUAUGAUAAAUACUCGAGAUGAUGAGCUGAGGAAGCGUCGAGAGACUUCGUCUUUUAUAUGUGAUGAUGAAGUGGUGGGAAGAGAUCACGACAAGAAAGCAAUUAUAGAUCUUCUCCUAAAUACAGAUCCUAAUGUCAAGGAGAACGUUGCAGUGAUUGCCAUUGUUGGAAUGGGAGGUUUAGGAAAGACCACGCUUGCUCAAUUUGUCUACAAUAAUGAAGACAUAAAGAAACAUUUUGAAUUGAAACUAUGGGUGUGUAUUUCUGACGAGUUUGAUGUAAAAGUUAUUGUUGAAAAGAUUCUAGAGUCUGCGACAAGAAAGAAACCUGAGAUUCUUCAAAUGGAUUUGUUGCAAAGUGACCUUCGAAAGCAUAUUGAUGGAAAAAAGUACUUGCUCAUCAUGGAUGAUGUGUGGAACGAAGAUUAUGAGAGAUCAGUUGCUCUCAAAAGAUUAUUGAUGGGUGGUGCUUCAGGCAGUAGAAUUUUGAUCACAACACGACAACAAAAAGUUGCAGAGACUUUUGACACAACUUCAUCAUAUGCUUUAGGAGUAUUGGACGACAAUAGUGCUUGGCUAUUGUUUAAAAGAAUGGCUUUUGGAGGUGAAGAACCAGAAAAAGAAGUAGUCGAAAUUGGGAAGGAGAUUGUGGUGAAGUUAAAAGGCCUUCCUCUUGCAAUAAGAACAAUAGGACGUCUUUUAUAUGCCAAAAAACCAGAACAUCAUCUUUGGUUGGCUUUCAAGGAUAAGGAGCUUUCUCAAGUUUUGGAGCAAAGAGAAGAGGGGGAGUUCAUGCGAUCAAUAUUAGGUCUCAGUUAUAACCAUCUACCAUCUCAUUUGAAGCAAUGUUUUUUAUAUUGUGCUUUAUUUCCCAAAGAUUAUGAUAUUGAAAAGGAUGAAGUGAUACGACAAUGGAUGGCACAAGGUUUUGUUCGAUCAACUGGCGCAAUGGAGGCAAGUGAUAUUGGUGAAGAGUAUUUCAUGGAAUUAUUAUCAAGGUCAUUCUUUCAAGACGUCACAAGAAAUGAAAUGGGUAUCGUAACAGAGUGUAAGAUGCAUGAUUUGAUACAUGAUCUUGUUUGUUCAAUAGUAGAAGAUGAAUACGUUUCCAUGGGUGUGAACGAUAGCACCGACAUUGACAAAAUCCGACACAUCUCAAUUGAUAAUAACUUUGCUGAAAAAUUGGAAUCCUUGAAAUUAUUGUUUAAAGCAAAAAAUUUGAGGACAUUAAUUAUUGAUGCUGUAAAGGAGGAUUGCCAAAAAGUUGUGAACCUAAUCUCUACUCAGUUUUUGUGCUUGAGGACAUUGACGGUGGAUUUCUGCUAUACUAAUACUUCAAAAGUAUUGCCAAGGUCUAUUGGUAAGUUGAAACAUUUAAGAUAUUUGAGGAUAUAUCAAAGGAAACUUGAGUUCCUUCCGAAUUCUAUAACUAAGUUGUAUAAUUUGGAAAUACUUAUCCUUGAUGGGUGUAAGUGUUUACAAGAGUUGCCGAGAGAUGCAAAAAAUUGGAUGAAGCUGAGGUAUCUAAGCCUUGCUAGAAAUAUGAAUAUAAAAUUCCUUCCAGGUUCUAUGGGUGCAUUGCACAAUUUGGAAACACUUAUCCUUCAAGAUUGUUCUGAAUUAAGAGAAUUGCCGAAAGAUAUUAAAAAAUGUGUCAACCUCAAGCAUCUUGAUUUACAUGGGUGCAAUGCUUUGACUCAUAUGUCCAAAGGACUAGGUGAGCUUACAAGUCUUCAAACAAUGAAUUUGUUUGUACUAAAGAAAGAUAUUGGUUGUGAUUUAAGCGAGUUGAAUAGAUUGAACAAGUUGAAGGGCUUAUUGACUAUUAAAGGUUUGGAAGUUUGUACAACGGAUGAUUUAGAAAAGAGUUCUUUUAACAUGCGACAGAAAUUGGGUGUUCAAGAAUUAAACCUAGUUUGGAACUAUUCCAAAGAUGAGCACAUGAAUACUAUCGUGGACAAUGAGUGCAAUGGGGUUUUACAUUGCUUACAGCCACAUUCAAAGGUUCAAAAGAUAGAUAUAUGCAAAUAUCCAGGAGUCAGUCUAUGUGAUUGGCUAUCCUCUAAUACCCUCGUUCAUUUGGUCAGCAUUAAACUUUCAGAUUGCUUCAAAUUGCAAGCUCUCCCACAAUUUGAUCAAUUUCCUUUUCUCAAGUAUUUGGGUCUUAAAUCAUUACCCAACAUUGAGUACUUUGACAAUAAUGAAUAUCCUUCUUCAUCGAUGUUUUUUCCAUCUCUCGAGAAAUUAAGCAUAGUAGAAAUGCUUAAUUUAAAAGGAUGGUGGAAGGGUGAAACUUCAUUGGAAUCUUCUCCAAACAAUGCAUCAUUUCCUAUAGCAAUGUCUCGUCUUUGUGAACUUGAGAUAGAUGCUUGUCCUCAUUUAGCUUCAUUUCCUUGGCAUGCACUUUUGAAGUCACUCCGUCUGCAUGCAAUUAGUUCACAACUACUUAAUGUUAUAUUUGAAAGGACUGCCAAUCAUUGUGUUGAAGAGUGUUCUUCUACUUUUGUUUCCUUUGAUAAGAUUGAUGACCUUGAGUUUUUGCCAGAAGGGUUCUUCUAUCAUUUCACAAAUCUUGAGCGUCUUGAAAUAGAAGAUUGCAAAAACUUACGGAUGUCUUCUGCUCUUGUUCAACAUCCUAUUAAUGAUGUAUUGUGGAAAGAGUUUCGAAGUCUUCGCAUUUUAGUUCUUAAAGCAAUUCCGAAGUUGGAGUAUUUGCCCAAUGGGAUGCAACAUGUAACAACUCUUGAAGACAUUAAGAUAAUUUCAUGUCCAAAUUUAACAACUCUACCGGAAUGGAUAGGUAACUUCACAUCACUCUCAGAGUUAAUGAUUAUCAGCUGUCCAAAACUCACUUCACUGGAAAGGAUUUACCACCUCCCCUCUUUGCAAUCUUUAUAUAUUUGGGUGUGUCCCAAAUUAAAAGAGAGGUACGAGCAAGGAGAAGGAGAAGAUUGGCCAAAAAUUUCUCAUAUUCCCUAUGUAAGCAUUGAAUCACCAAGGAGCACCAAGGAGGAGGAUUAUUAUUACCUCCAAAAUUGUUCCUCUCUCAAAAUUCACUCUUAUGAAUCUUCAUGGAAGAAAGAAAAUGAAAACCAAGACGAAGAAGAAGAGGACGAAGCAGAAGAAGACGAAGCAGAAGAAAUCUCACUCAAUCUUGUUGAAAUCCUUGCAAUGGCGGAAUCAAUUCUAUUCGAUGCUGCGACAUCCCUUAUUACCAAAUUGGGCUCUCUUGCUAUCAAAGAGUGUCAAUUGUUUUGUGGCGUCCAGGAUGAGCUCGACAAACUCACACAUACCAUUUCAGACAUGAAAGCAUUCCUAAUUGAUGCAGAGGAGAAACAGUUCAAGAACAAAGAAGUGAAGAAGUGGAUUUCAAGGGUCAAAGAGGCUUUCUACGAUGCUGAAGACUUGAUUGACGAGUUCGCUUAUGAAACCUUGAGGCGGCAAGUUAUCGCCAACAAUAAAAGAGGGGCAAAAGAGGUACGUCAAUUUUUCUCUCUGCCUCAUCGGAUUGCAUUCCGAUUUCAAAUGAGUCACAAAAUUAAAGACAUUAGAGAGAAACUGAAAGCUAUUAAUGCUGAUAAAAAUCAAUUCACUUUCUCGAUAAAUACUCAACCUGAAGAGUUGAGGAAGAGUGGAGAUGAGUUGAGGAAGAGUCGAGAGACUUCGUCUUUUAUAUGUGAUGAUGAAGUGGUGGGAAGAGAUCACGACAAGAAAGCAAUUAUAGAUCUUCUCCUGAAUACAGAUCCUAAUGUCAAGGAAAACGUUGCAGUGAUUGCCAUCGUUGGAAUGGGAGGUUUAGGAAAGACUGCACUUGCUCAAUUUGCCUACAAUAAUGAAGACAUACAAAAACAUUUUGAGUUGAAACUAUGGGUGUGUAUUUCUGACGAGUUUGAUGUAAAAAUUAUUGUUGAAAAGAUUCUAGAGUCUGCAAUAAGAAAGAAACCUGAGAUCUUUCAAAUGGAUUUGUUGCAAAGUGAACUUCGAAAGAAUAUUGAUGGGAAAAAGUACUUGCUUAUCAUGGAUGAUGUGUGGAAUAAAAAGGACGAUGAAUGGGUUAAGCUCAAAAGAUUAUUGAUGGGUGGUGCAUCAGGCAGUAAAAUUUUGAUCACAACACGUGAUAGACAAGUUGCAACGACUUUUGACCCAACUUCAUAUUAUGUUUUAGGAGAAUUGGAUGACAAAAAUGCUUGGCUAUUGUUUAAAAAAAUGGCUUUUGGAGGCGAGGAACCAGAAAAGGAACGUGAAAAUUCAAAUCUAGUUGACAUUGGGAAGGAGAUUGUGGUGAAAUUGAAAGGUCUUCCUCUUGCAAUAAGAACAAUAGGACGUCUUUUAUAUGCUAAAAAACAACAUCAUCUUUGGUUGGCUUUCAAAGAUAAGGAGAUUUCUCAAGUUUUGGAGCAAAGAGAAGAGGCGGAGUUCAUGCUAUCAAUACUAGGUCUCAGUUAUAACCAUCUACCAUCUCAUUUGAAGCAAUGUUUUUUAUAUUGUGCUGUAUUUCCCAAAGAUUAUGAUAUUAAAAAGGAUGAAGUGAUACGACAAUGGAUGGCGCAAGGUUUUGUUCGAUCAACUGGCGCAAUUGGGGCAAGUGAUAUUGGUGAAGAGUAUUUCAUGGAAUUAUUAUCAAGGUCAUUCUUUCAAGACGUCAGAAGAAAUGAAAUGGGUGACAUAAUAAGAUGUAAGAUGCAUGAUUUGAUACAUGAUCUUGCUUGUUCAAUAGUAGAAGAUGAAUACGUUUCCAUGGGUGUGAACGAUAGAACCGACAUUGACAAAAUCCGACAUAUCUCAAUUGAUAGUAACUUUGCUAUAAAAUUGGAAUCCUUGAAAUUAUUGUUGAAGGCAAAAAAUUUGAGGACAUUAAUUAUUGAAGCUUCAGAUGAGGAUUGCCAAAAAGUUAUGAACCUAAUCUCUACCCAGUUUUUGCGCUUGAGGACAUUGACGGUGAAUUUCUACCAUACUGAUAUUUCAAAAGUAUUGCCAAGUUUUAUUGGUAAGUUAAAACAUUUGAGAUAUCUAAACAUAUGUCUAAAUAAACUUAAGUUCCUUCCGAAUUCUAUAACUAAGUUGUAUAAUUUGGAAAUACUUAUCCUUGAUGGGUGUGAGUGUUUACAAGAGUUGCCGAGAGAUGCAAAAAAUUGGAUGAAGCUCAGGUAUCUAAGCCUUGCUGAAAAUGAGAAUAUAAAAUUCCUUCCAGAUUCUAUUACUUCAUUGCAUGAUUUGGAAACACUUAUCCUUGAUGGGUGUGAGUGUUUACAAGAGUUGCCGAGAGAAGCAAAAAAUUGGAAGAAGCUGAGGUAUCUAAGCCUUGUUGGAAAUAAGAAUAUAAAAUUCCUUCCAGAUUCUAUUACUGCAUUGCACAAUUUGGAAACACUUAUCCUUCAAGAUUGUUCUCAAUUAAGAGAAUUGCCGAAAGAUAUUAAAAAAUGUGUCAACCUCAAGCAUCUUGAUUUACAUGGGUGCAAUGCUUUGACUCAUAUGCCUAAAGGACUAGGUGAGCUUACAAGUCUUCAAACAAUGAAUUUGUUUGUACUAAAGAAAGAUAUUGGUUGUGAUUUAAGCGAGUUGAAUAGAUUGAACAAGUUGAAGGGAACAUUAACUAUUAAAAGCUUGGAAGUUUGUACAUCUGAUGUUUUGGAAAACACCUUGCGAUUGAAGUUGGGUGUUCGAGAGCUAAGGCUAGUUUGGAACAAUUCUGUAGAUGAGUAUAUAUAUAUUGUCCUGGACGAUGAGGGCAAAGGAGUUUUACAAUGCUUACAGCUACAUUCAAAGGUUCGAACGAUAUAUAUAUGCAAAUAUCCAGAAGUCAGUCUAUGUGAUUGGCUAUCCUCUAAUACCCUUGUUCACUUGGUCAGCCUAGAGCUUUCAGAUUGCUUCAAAUUGCAAGCUCUCCCACAAUUUGAUCAAUUUCCUUUUCUCAAGCAUUUGGGUCUUAAAUCAUUACCCAACAUUGAGUACAUCGACAAUAAUGAAUAUCCUUCUUCCUCGAUGUUUUUUCCAUCUCUUGAGGAAUUAAGCAUAGUAGACAUGCAUAAUUUAAAAGGAUGGUGGAAGGGUGAAACUUCAUCGGAAUCUUCUCCCAACAAUGCAUCAUUUCCUAUAACAAUGUCUUGCCUUUGUGAACUUGAGAUCGAUGCUUGUCCUCAUUUGGCUUCAAUUCCUUGGCAUGCAUAUUUGAAGUCACUCUAUCUGCGUGAAAUUAGUUCACAGCUACUUAAUGUGGUAAUUGAAAGGACUACCAAUAAUUGUGUUGAAAAGUGUUCUACUACUAGUGUUUCCUUAAGUAAGAUUGAUGAUCUUGAGUUUUUGCCAAAAGGGUUAUUCUAUCAUUUCACAAAUCUUGAGUAUCUUGAAAUAAAAGAUUGCAAAAACUUACAAAUGUCUUCUGCUCUUGUUCAACAUCCUAUUAAUGAUGUAUUGUGGAAAGAGUUUCGAAGUCUUUGCUAUUUAUCUCUUGAAGCAAUUCCGAAGUUGGAGUAUUUGCCUAAUGGGAUGAAACAUGUGACAACUCUUGAACGCAUUGACAUAAUCUCAUGUCCAAAUUUAAUAACUCUACCAGAAUGGAUAGGUAACUUCACAUCACUCUCAGAGUUAAUGAUUAUCGUGUGUCCAAAACUCACUUCAUUGUCGGAAAGGAUUCACCACCUCCCCUCUUUGCAAGAUUUGUAUAUUUGGGAUUGCCCCAAAUUGAAGGAGAGGUACGAGAGAGGAAAAGGAGAAGAUUGGCAAAAAAUUUCUCAUAUUCCCCGUGUAACCAUUGGAUAACUUUGAAGAGAAGAAAAACUUAUUCAGUCUUCAACCGCAGGCAUUAUAAGCAUAUUCUAUUCUGAUGCAACACACCAAGGGGGAGGAUUAUUAUUACCUCCAAAAUUGUUCAUCUCUCAAAAUUCACUCUUAUGAAUCUUCAUGGAAGAAAGAAAAUGAGAACCAUUAUGUGUUGCUUCAAAUCUUUCAGGAGGAACAAGUUCUUGGGUAUUUAUUGUUCCAUGUCGAAGUUAUGUUUCUAUUAUAUUGUUAUUAUUUCUGCCCAUUAAUUUGUAAUUUGUAGUUUUAAUUCUUCAGACUUGUUUAAUCAAUUGGUAAUAUCUUGUGGGAGCCAUUUGUUCAUCUCCCUCUCUCCAACUCACCAUUGAAAAAUUAAAAACAAAAAUAUUAUUUGUUUAAA